AUGGUGUCCAGAAGAUCACCAGACGUGGAUGCUGGUGGGAUGGGAACUGUUUUUAAUCUGGAUUCCGAAGAGGAAGAACAAGGAGAAACUGUAGAUGACAGCAAUGAUAUUUGCAUCUUAACAAGUGACAACUCUGGUCAAGUAAGUCCUCCUGAACCGCUAACUGUCACCAGUUCUUGGCAGGCAGCUGGCUUGCCAGCUUCACUGUCUACGAGCCAAAGCUGGCAUACUGAAAGCCUGCCAGUUUCUCUUGGAACAGAGUCUUGGCAACAAUUAUCCAUAGACCCAGAGGACAUGAAAAGCUUGGACAGUAACGGUGGUGGUGAAGAGAGAAGUGAAAACAACUCUUCUAAUUCUGAUAUUGUCCAUGUAGAAAAAGAGGAGCUUCCUGAAGCAGUCGAGAGCCAGGAGGCAGAAUUAAAAACUCAAGUGUCAGCACCUCUACUCUUGCAACAGACCACACAAGUGGAGGUUGAGCUCCCUGCUGAAGUAGGGAAAGCUGAUCCUUUAUCAGUAUCAAGUCCAAUAACAACCUCUGAAAUAGAGGAAAAAACUGUAACACUGGUAAGAGAAAAGGCUGUUGAAUCCAGCAAACCACAUCAAUCAACUUCACUGCAAGAAAUAAGAAAGCAAUUGGAAGAGAUUAAAAAAGGAAUCUGGGAAGAUGAAACAGAAACCAAACCAGAAGAUGAUGUAAGAACAGGUGAAAUAACACCACUGCCUAAAUCAGAGGAUGCUGAAGAAAUUGUUCCUGCAAAAUCAAAUGCAUCUCUUUUGAUUUAUGGUGGAGCUGCUGCUUUUGCAAUGCUAGCUGUGGCAGUAGGGGUGGUGCUCGCCUGGAGAAGAAGAUUUUAAUCGUGAAUUGUUCACAAGUGAACUGUGUUUGGGAACGCUUUCUGUUCUACAAUUGAUUAUUAUGACUAAUUAAGCCUAUUUAUUCAGCUGCAUUGCAGAAAAUGUGAUCAAUGAGGAAAACCAUGGUUAAUAGGGGUAGAUAAUCAACACAAAUGCAUGAAUACUGGGCAGUACUAAUAUAUUGAGGAAAUAAAUUUGUAUAAUGGAAUGGAAAUUGUGCAGCAUGGAAGAUGUUCACACUGUAUGCAGUACAAUCUUAGAAUGAUGCUAAUAAAUCUCUAAAUAGCACUGAAAAGUGUUAAAUCAUUGUAGAGGAGAGAAGCACUUUGAAACUGGAGCAUUGACAAGAAAAACCACUAAAGUUCCAUUCUGGGGAACUAAGUAUUCAGGUCUUAGUUAGCUGAGACCUUUUUUAUAUAUAAUCUGAAUUAAUUCAUUCUGUCAUUUUGAUUCUUUAGCUGCUGGUAACAUUACUUUAUAAUUUUUAAUGUUAGCCUUGAGCGAUUGUGACACUAGUUUGAAUUCAUUCAGAUCUACUUCUGCUUGUAUAUUUUACUUUGCCUCCUUCUCUGAUUGUAUUUGGUUUUUUUUUCCAUAGAUAAUGGAACAAUUUUGAUUAAUAAAAAUGAGAACUUCAUUUGAUCAUGUCUAUGUGCGUAAGGUUAAAAGUAAAAUUUAAAGUAGGUAUUUUUUCACUACUGUUACUAAUGCCAAGACGAUAGAUGUGGUGUUCUAUGACUUCAUGUUGGAAGUCUGCAGGUGACCUUAUUUGUACUACAUGUUAAGAUGACACACAUGCUCCCCAGCGAGACAACAUAACAUAAAUUGAUUUUUUUUUUCAAAGCAGCUCAGUAGUGUUUUUUUAAGUGCCAGCUUUGAAAUUUGUACUGAAUUUUGGAAAUGAGUCACAAUAAAAUAUGGACAAUU
Molecule: messenger RNA, 1782 nt
Organism: Rhincodon typus (whale shark)
Lineage: Eukaryota; Metazoa; Chordata; Chondrichthyes; Orectolobiformes; Rhincodontidae
Product: bcl-2-like protein 13
Exons: 2
Coding region: 1-855 (284 amino acids)
Biological process (GO): apoptotic process
Cellular component (GO): mitochondrion
Source: RefSeq, a predicted model, not a curated record